Molecule: messenger RNA, 5371 nt
Organism: Harpia harpyja (harpy eagle)
Lineage: Eukaryota; Metazoa; Chordata; Aves; Accipitriformes; Accipitridae
Gene: OTUD4
Product: OTU deubiquitinase 4
Exons: 21
Coding region: 459-3950 (1163 amino acids)
Biological process (GO): regulation of protein K48-linked deubiquitination; negative regulation of interleukin-1-mediated signaling pathway; negative regulation of toll-like receptor signaling pathway
Molecular function (GO): cysteine-type deubiquitinase activity; K63-linked deubiquitinase activity
Source: RefSeq, a predicted model, not a curated record
UCUCUUCCCCUCCCCUCCUCUCCCCGGCGGCGGUAGCACAUGUCCUUUCUCUUUUGUUUUCCGCCUGGCAGGCCGGCUGCGCGCCCGGGCUGCGGAACCCGCCGGGAAUCGCCGCCCCGAGGGAGAAGCGGGAUCGGGACCCCGCCGGAGCCGUGUCCGGGGGCUGCUGCCCGGCCCUCUAGAGAAGCCUAGAAGCGACGGUUUUUGUGGAGCUGGAAGUCCAGGCUGCGGAGCAAAACUUUGCCGUUUCUCCCCGCGAUUCCCACAUGCGAGUUGAUAACGUGAGACCGGCUGCUUUUCUCACUGCUGCUGCUACCUCGAGUGCUGGGGGGGCCAGCGCUCUUCUCCCCCACCUGCUGCUGUUUCCUUUACCCGGCCCUAGAGCUGCUCGGUGGGCUUACCUUGCCAUGUGGGGCUAGGAGAGGUGCGGCGGUUCUCCACGGUGUGAAGCGGUAAACAUGGAGGCGGCGUGCAGACCCGACGGUGGGGAGCAGAGUCAUCAAGGCAGCGGCAUGGACGCCCCUGGGGACGCUUCUAUGGACUGCUACUUGCGAUCUCAGGGCUUGUACAGAAAGAGAGUUGCCAAGGAUGGAUCUUGUCUUUUCAGGGCUGUGGCCGAGCAGGUGUUACACUCUCAGUCUCGGCAUAUUGAUGUUAGGAUGGCUUGUGUAGACUAUCUUCGGAAACAUAGGGAGAAAUUUGAAGCAUUCAUAGAGGGGCCAUUUGAAGAGUAUUUAAAAUGUUUGGAAAAUCCACAGGAAUGGGUUGGACAAGUAGAAAUAAGUGCCCUUUCUCUUAUGUACAAGAAAGAUUUCAUAAUAUAUCGGGAACCAAAUGCUUCUCCUUCACAUGUAACUGAAAAUGGCUUUUCUGAUAAGGUAUUGCUGUGCUUCUCAAAUGGAAACCACUAUGAUAUUGUGUAUCCCAUAGAGUAUUCAGAAAAGGCUGCUCUGUGCCAGUCUCUGCUGUAUGAGUUGCUUUAUGAGAAAGUAUUUGAUACAGAUGUAAAGAAAAUCAUAGCAGAACUUAGUGCUGUUGGUGUAACAGAGGAAAGUAAUGGUAGCAGUGAAGUGUCUGCUUCAGAUUCAGAAGAUGAUAACUACAGAAGUAAAGCUACAACAGUUAGUGAUAUGAAUGGAUUGAAAUCUCUUUCUGGCAACAAGCACCUUAAGAGCAAUGGGAAUCCUACCUUGUUGGUCUUACCUAAAAAAGUUCUUAAAUCACUCAAUCCAUCAGUUUACAGAAAUGUUGAAUAUGACGUUUGGCUCCAAUCCAAAUGGGAUCAGCAAAAACAAGAUUUUUCUAUUGCUGCUGGCAUGCAAUACUCAGUUGGAGAUAAAUGUAAAGUGCGCUUAGACCAUAAUGGGAAAUUUUAUAAUGCCCAUAUUCAAGAAGUUUGUUCAGAGAAUGGGCCAGUUGUUGUAUUUGUAGAAGAGCUUGGAGCAAAGCAUGCUGUCUCACUGAAGAGCCUUAAACCUCUUCCACAAGCCUCUCCUAUGGAGGGCUGGAACACUGUGCCAGGGAAGAAGAUAAAAAAGUUUUUCCCAACAUGGGGGCAGAAUGCUCAGCCCGAUGCAGAUUGCAGAGGGGCAAAGAAUCAGAGCAAGUCAAUAAAACCCCAGUCAGCACUACCUCCUCGACUUCAGCAUACUGUGGGAACCAGGCAGCAUCAGUUCUUAUGUUCUGGACCUCAACCUCAUCAGACCUCAACUGAGCAAAAAGCUCCAGGCAGGAAUCCUUCCCAAACUGUAAGAAAAUCAGACCGGGAGAGAACGGAGGAUCUGAACCAUGGGAGCAGAGAUUGUAACUACUUUGGCCUGUCUCCAGAGGAACGCAGGGAGAAACAGGCUAUAGAAGAAUCUCGUUCACUUUAUGAGAUCCAGCAGAGGGAUGAACAAGCUUUUCCUGCUCUUUCCAAUAAUCAGUCGGUCUGUCAGGCUGCUACACAGACUGUGGAUAAUUUAAACCAGAAAAAGUUCUCAAGUAACGAGAGAAGAAACAGCAAGUGGACAGCAGAGGUGGAAGAGCAGAAGGAUAAAGAGUCAAAUUCCAGGCAGAUCCACUUAAGUCAGAAGCUUGAGCCAAAUUCAUCUGAGAAGAAUAGUCAAGAUGAGAAUUAUCCAAAAGCUUCAUCUCCUUUGGAACAAGUAAAAACAGAUUCUCCGAUUCCUGCUGAGCAAGUAAGAAAUGUUUGUUUGAUUUCAAAGUUUUCCAGUCAGGAGACUUCAGACAAAGGGGAGCUUCAUCACAGCCACAACCUGACAGAAUGCUUACCAAGUGUAACUCCAACACCCUCACCAGUCUUUUCUGAGGUGCAUUUACCUCCAGCAGUGCCUUCUGUACCAGCCAUUGUGCCAGCUUGGCCAACUGAGCCAACAACCUAUGGACCAGCAGGUAUUCCAGCCCAAAUACCUGCUUCUUCAUUGAUGCCAGCCCCAGCAACGGGACCUGACUCUAUUGUAUCACAGGCUCAGGUAACAUCUGCUCCAGUUGCUGGAGUUCCUGUGUCGCUACAAGCAGUUAACCAGCCUUUAAUGCCUUUGCCUCAGACUCUGAAUCCUUACCAGGAUCCACUAUACCCUGGAUUCCCAUUUAGUGAAAAGGGAGAAAGAGCUGUUGCACCCUCUUACUCCCUGUGCAAUACUGGGGAAGACUUACCUAAAGAUAAGAAUAUUCUUAGAUUUUUCUUCAACCUUGGUGUGAAGGCAUACAGUUGUCCCAUGUGGGCACCCCAUUCUUACUUGUACCCCCUGCACCAGGCCUAUUUAGCUGCUUGUAGAAUGUACCCAAACGUGUCCCUUCCUGUGUAUCCGCACAACCCCUGGUUCCAGGAGGCUCCACCGACUCAGAAUGAAAACGAAACUGCACGAACAAACAGGCACUUUCCUGUUCUGAGCGAGGCCAGAUCCAACGGUCAGAUUCCCCAGGUUGAUAGUAGAUCUCCAUCACUGCCUCUGAUUAUACCUACAGCUCAGGUGUCAGAAAGUCAAGGACAGGUCUGUGUAGAAUCGGAGAAUCCGGUGCAAGCUCUUCAUGCAAACUAUGAGGAGUCCCUGAGGGGGAAAAAUAUGUUCCCACAGCCACCCUUUGGACACAAUCACUUUCUAGGAGCUGUUCCAAUAGCACCUCCUUUCUUUCCUCACUUCUGGUAUGGGUACCCAGUUCAGGGUUUCAUUGAAAAUUCAGUAGCAAGACCUAAUGUUGUCAUGUCACCUGAGGACAAAGAGGCAACAGCUAGCACCUCUGCGACCAUGUAUGUGGCUAAAGAAUGCAGCCCUCCAGUUCCUGUAGUAAACUGUGCAGAACAGCUUCAGAAGACUAGCAGCAGCAGCGGCUCGAACACUGUACCAUUCCCUGUGGCUGGUGCAAGCAGUGAUUGCAGUGUGCCGAAAGAAACGUCAGCUAGGGCACCUCAGCUGGAGCAAACUUGUCCUUUGGCUUCUCCAGCUAAGCAAAAACCAGCUGGGCAGCAAAAUCGUUCUCUGCAGACGCAGGGGACCGAGAGGCAGACUGCGGUGCCCAACACUCCACCACUGUUGGCAGAACCACCGAAAAAUGAACUGAAAACCAGCAUUCCCAGUCGUAAGGAGAAGACUGAUAAAGGUAGAGAUUCCAAGGGUGCUGGUAAUCUGCAGACAGAAAGCAGGGCACAGAGAACAAGGGAGGAGAGCUCUGAAGAUGAGAGUGAAGUUUCCGAUAUGCUGAGAAGUGGUAGAUCCAAGCAAUUUUAUAACCAGACUUACGGCGGAGGCAGAAGGCCUAGACUUGAGUGGGGUUAUUCCAGUAGGGGAGGAUACCAGUUCCAAAGAAAUGAGGAAGCCUGGAAAGGACCACCCAGCAGAAGCAGAGAUGACAGCUACCAGUAUCAGCGGAACUUUAGAGGGAGGCCAUAUAGGAAUGACAGGAGAAGGGCAACACUGGGAGAUAAUCAGAGGGGGCAUCAAGCAUAGAAUGAACGGAUAAUUGAAAAUUUUAAAAUGCAAAAAGUAAUUUGAAGUAGCAGUUUAAAAAUCUUAAAUCUCUUUCUUUUUAGGAAAGUUCAAGGGUAUGUUGUAACUUUUGGCGAGUAAAGACUAGGACGAUGUGAACUCCUACCAUAUGUUGUUUUUGGGGGAUUAUAGAGUUUGGCUUAGCAUUUUUUCCUUAAUGUCAAGUUAGAAAAAAACCAAUAUAGGUUUAGUGUUUGAUAGCUUUUUUUUUUCCCCCCACAAAGGUUUGAGUUUGUGAUAGAAGAUGGAUACGUAUGUUUACUAGAGUGAUGAAUUAUAGCAUUUGAUGUGAUCUAGAUUUUAAAAUUGACAGUAACAUUGCACCAAAUAUAAAUAUAUUUUAUCAUACAAUGCCUUAGUUCUGAACUGAGCUAAAGGAAUUCUCAGCCUACUGCACUGUUGUCUUUGAUAUGCUUCCAACCCAAAGGCCUUUCAUCUCAAAGAAAAAAAAAAAUCUGUCAAACUUGAAUGUUUCUCUUCAGUGUGUUACACCUAUGGCAGCCAGCUAACCCUGUGUCUUAGGUAUGUUGUAUAUAGUUCUUUUCAUAUUCAUAGGGUCUAUUUUUGAAUUUUAAAAAGCAUUUAUUUGUUGAAAUCAAAAUCAAGACAAGCAGUCAAGAAUAGCUGUGUAUGAAUUGGUAAGAAUGGCUGUUUCCACCAGGAAUUCUUAAUGCUGGUGUGACUAGAAUGGUGCCUAUGCCAACUGAAUAAUUACAAAGACAAUAAAAAUGUAGAUGCUAUGCAUUUCCAAAAUAAUUCUGCAUCUGUUGUAACAGCAGAAGUUUUUUUAAUGCCACUUUAACACUAAUGCACUGACAAAUCCUAGAUAUUUUGUGAGGAGAGAUGCAUAAAGUACAUGUUACGUUUUUUUUAAGUUUGUAUGAUCGAGCUACUGUUCAGUAUUCUUUUGUUGUUGCACUGUUGAUGCAAAUUUGUGUUUUGCAUGUACAACUCCUUGCUGGAACUUUUAAAAGCAAGAUGGAGAAUCGCGGUGUGCUCUGCUCUUCCCUACAAUUCAGAAGAAAGUGGCUUCUGCCUUAUAUUUUUACACUGUGUCAGAGUUCUGAUGCUGUUUCUUCUGACCCUGAUAAUGAUCUCUGCAGUGUUCCUGUUGCCUUUGCAGUUUGGAUGUUCAGCUGUCCAAACUCAGAGAGUACAGUGUGCACAGUAUUCACUCAGCUCUGUUGCUCUGUAAAAUUAACUGUUGUGUAUAUUUUUAUAUCUUCUGUAUAUACUAGUGUAGGUGAUGGUACCCUUUCCUUCAUGCCCGAGAUUGUACACCCUUGAUCAGGAAACUUGAGUGAUAGUUAUGUGGUAAAGAAUUCCUUUUCAGAUGCAUGCCAUGUAUAAAACCCUACUUAAAAUAAAUGUUUGUCUUUUCA